CCAUAGCGGUUACCCUUAUUGUCUCUGGGUCCUUCGGUUCCUACAUUCUUUAUCUUCCCUUCUCUCGCCUUCGAUCCCCAAAUUCACUAUAUCACUGGCCUCUCCUUUACGUUCGAAUACCCAUCGUCGUCUCUUCGCUUCGCUCUAUUAAUAUUCGUGGUCGCUUUGCUCUUUUUCAGCUUCAAAUUCGCUGAUUUUCGAUCUGAUUUCUUCGAUUCUCCUAACAAAACAGGAUUUGAGUUUUUGUAGUAGCAGCUGUCCAAAUACUCUUGGAGAAUUGAAAUGGCUAUGAGGGGAUAUAACAGAGAUGAGUAUGAAGAUUUGGAUGAAUAUGAAGAGGAGGAUGAAGAGCAAGAGGAAGGAGGUGGUGAAGAGGAAUAUGAAGAGGAAGAGACUCAUCAGCCCACAAAGGAGGAAUUGGAGUACCUUGAACUGAGGCACCGAUUGAAAGAAGAUAUCAGAAGGCAGUUGAAGAAGAAAUCUGGGUCUGCCAAUUUCCGAGAGAAUAAGAACAAACUACCCUCUGACAAUUAUGGAUCCUUUUUUGGACCUUCACAGCCGGUUAUUGCUCAAAGAGUAAUUCAAGAAAGCAAGUCACUAUUAGAGAACCAGCAUUUGGCAGCUAAGGUUUCUAGAUCACAUAAUGGGAACAAUAAGAGCCUUGCUUCAGCAACCGCAAGACCUCAGCCUCAAGUCAAUGGCCACCUUCCUAAAGUAAAAAAUGAGUUACAAGUGAAAGCACAGAGACUUAAGGAUACACGAGAUUACUCUUUUCUAUUAUCUGAUGAUAUAGAGCUUCCAGCACCUAGAAAGGAUCCUCUACCCCGAAAUGUCUCUGUUUCACGUUCUGAGGCGCGAUCAGCUCAGAUGCCAUCAAAGAGCAAACCGUUGUUGAGCAAUUCUGGAAGACAAGUUUCUAAUGGCCGUGAGGAGAGGAAACCUACGUCCCAUGUUUCUAAUGGUCGCGAGGAGAGGAAACCUACGUCCCACGUUUCUAAUGGUCGUGAGGAGAGGAGACCUAUGUCCCAUGUUUCUAAUGGUCGUGAAGAGAGGAAACCUAUGUCUAAAAGUACCCACAUGCCACCUAAGGCGGGGUCCCACAGAUUAAUUUCUGUAGCUAAGCCCAAUAGGACAAUAGUGGACUCUAGGAAACAGCUUGGUAGCAACAGUGGAAAUGAGCCUCGUCGGCCUCUUGGGUCAAAAGGUUUGCCUACUAAGAAACCUGCGGCUGUAAUGGAGAAGAAGGGAUCUCUACCGGGUGCAAAGAGUUCCACUGCUGGUUUACACAAGCCACUAUCUUCGAAGUUGCAAUAUGCUACUCCAAAGCAGUCCAUAGAUUCAAGAAAGGAGUUUCAUGAAUCUAGCAAGGGAAGGGUGAUCCCUAAACAUCCAGUGUCAUCCUCUAAACCUCAGAUGAACAAGGUACUGCCUAAAACUGCAUCCCGUGCCACUUUGCAAGAGGAACGUCCAAAGAAAAAGCCUGUAAGAAGGUACUCUGAUGAUGAGGAUGAUGGUGAUGAAGCAAUCAGUAUGAUUAGGCAAAUGUUUGGGUAUGAUCCACAAAAGUUUGCUGGUCAUGAUGAAGAUGAUAGUGACAUGGAGGCCAACUAUGCCGAUAUUAUGAAGGAGGAGAAGAGGAGUGCACUAAUUGCUAGGAAGGAAGAUGAAGAAGAACUACGGAAGAUUGAGGAAGAAGAGAGGCAGGAGCGGUUGAGAAAGAAGCGUAAGCUGAGCCAACGAUGACCAUAGAAGAAAUUACGUUGAUUAGCUGGGUGAAAUAGUUGAAGUACCCCUUAGUUUAUUUGCCCAUUUUGUUUUAGUUUUCUAUUUUAUUUUAUUUUGUGUCAAGGUGCUGAAUUAUGGGUUCCUUUAUUUGUCAGUUACAGGAUAAAUAUUGUAAAACGUAGGGUUUUUUUUGGGGUCUUUUCUUGGGGGUACUGGUGAUGCUGGGAAGGUAAUUUGUAGCCUUGUAGGUGAAUGAAUCUUCAUUUGUGUCGGAAUAACAGAAAGUGAAAAUUUACUGUGACAACAAUGGCUCCUAACUGGUAUUCACAUAAUGUCAUCUCUUCUGUUUUUUUCCAGCUCAA
This is a messenger RNA of Cornus florida, 2087 nucleotides long. RefSeq lists its product as uncharacterized. The coding region runs from base 283 to 1743 and encodes 486 amino acids. Lineage: Eukaryota; Viridiplantae; Streptophyta; Magnoliopsida; Cornales; Cornaceae. Gene Ontology annotation, biological process: regulation of DNA-templated transcription; nucleosome assembly. The record is from RefSeq and is a predicted model, not a curated record. Gene Ontology annotation, cellular component: nucleolus. Gene Ontology annotation, molecular function: histone binding; DNA binding. The transcript is spliced from 10 exons.